AUGGCAGUUGCAACAGAGUCUCACCUUCCACAUCUCUCCGUCGUCGACUUUCCCUCUCUUCUCCAAGCUAUGGCCGCCGACACUCUUCUUGCCGCUGCUCAAUCUCUCGCUCUCAUUGGAUAUCUGCUGGCUAAUUUCACCAGUUUAGUGUCUCCAAAAUUGACCGCAAUGGAUUCAAGGUUUCCUUUGGAACACCUUUUAGGGAGGAAAGCUGCAAACUUGGAAAACAAGAGUGAUACAGAGGAUGAUGACGAUGACGACGAUGACGAGGAUGUACAAGAUGAGGACGAUGAUGGAGAAGAUGAAGACUUCUCAGGUGAUGAAGGUGAAGAAGAAGGGGAUCCCGAUGAUGAUCCUGAGGCUAAUGGUGCAGGAGGAAGUGAUGAUGACGACGAUGGUGAUGAUGAUGGCGACGAUGGUGAUGAGGAAGAUGAAGAAGACGGCGAAGAUGAAGACGAAGAGGAUGAAGACGAGGAAGAUGAUGAUACACCCCAGCAGCCACCAACUAAGAAGAGGAAGUGA
Molecule: messenger RNA, 522 nt
Organism: Lathyrus sativus (Indian pea)
Lineage: Eukaryota; Viridiplantae; Streptophyta; Magnoliopsida; Fabales; Fabaceae
Source: the annotation of a GenBank genome assembly